This is a messenger RNA of Ctenocephalides felis (cat flea), 549 nucleotides long. Its product is annotated as nuclear protein 1. The transcript is spliced from 2 exons. Bases 91 to 291 code for a protein of 66 amino acids. The record is from RefSeq and is a predicted model, not a curated record. Gene Ontology annotation, cellular component: nucleus. NCBI's taxonomy places the organism in Eukaryota, Metazoa, Arthropoda, Insecta, Siphonaptera, Pulicidae. Gene Ontology annotation, biological process: regulation of transcription by RNA polymerase II; negative regulation of cell cycle; negative regulation of cell population proliferation.
UUGCGCCAUUCUCUGUCAUUGAGUGAAAACAAGAGAACGCAAAUUGCGCAUCAAUUUAUUUCUUAAAGUGUUAAAAAGGUGUUUAAAAUAAUGUCAGAAGCACACUUCGAUCAAUACGAGCAUUACAAUUACGAAUACGACAAGCAGAUAUUCAGCGGGCACGGGGGCAAGCAAAGGUCGAAAAAGGAGUCAGAAGUUCACACGAAUCGCAACGACCCGAGCGGACACUCUAGGAAAAUCUUAACCAAGUUAAUGAACACUGAAAAUAAUAAGAAGUGUACAAAGAACUAAUUAUGGCCGCUGGAAUGGAAUGCCGUUCGGUUUACUACGCGAUAUUUUUAGAUCCGAUCGCACAACUAGGCAUGUCGGAAAAUGUUGGAUUCUAAUGCAAACAAGAAAAUAACCACAAAAAUAAAGAAUUAAACCAUUUUCCAACCAAUAUACAUACAAUACUUUGAUUACAAUUUGUAUUGAUUAUUUUGUUCUAUCGUAUUUUCUAAGAACUUUAUUAUAAAUUAUCAAGUAGCAUGUAGUGUUUCUUGUCUGUGA